Messenger RNA from Sturnus vulgaris (Common starling), 915 nucleotides. Lineage: Eukaryota; Metazoa; Chordata; Aves; Passeriformes; Sturnidae. The record is from RefSeq and is a predicted model, not a curated record.
AUGGGGACAGUGACAGUAACAGCAGAGGACGGUGGCAUUAAGGGAGCAAGGGACAGUGACACAGUGACAUCAGUGGGGACAGUGGCAUUAAGGGACAUGGGGACCAUGGCACUAAGGGACAUGGAGGCAGUGACAUUGGAGUUAAAACCGAGAUUAAAUCCAUGUUCCGUGCUGUGCCCCCAGAUCCGCUACAAGGAGGAGUUUGAGAAGAACAAGGGCAAAGGUUUCAGCGUGGUGGCCGACACCCCUGAGCUGCAGAGGAUCAGGAAGACUCAGGAUCAGAUCAGCAACAUCAAAUACCACGAGGAGUUCGAGAGGAGCCGGAUGGGCCCCAGCCCCAGCGAGGGCUCGGAGCCCGAGCGCCGCAAUUCCCAGGAGAGCAGCGGCUACCGGAGAGCAGAGCCCCAGCCCCAGCAACAGCUGGGCCAGCCCGGGGCCACAGUUUUCCAGCCGCCGCCUCCAUCCCAAUCCUUCUCUUACCCGGACCCGGCCGCUCCGGCCUCGGCCCAGCGCAGCGCCCCGCCGGGGGGAGGGAAGCGUUUCCGCGCUGUCUAUGAUUACAACGCGGCGGACGAGGACGAGGUGUCGUUCCAGGACGGGGACACCAUCAUCAACGUGCAGCAGAUCGAUGACGGCUGGAUGUACGGCACGGUGGAGCGCACGGGGGACACGGGCAUGCUCCCGGCCAACUACGUGGAGGCCAUCUGAGCCCGGCGACACGCCCGGCCCGCCUGUCCCCUCCCCUCUGGGCGUCUCCUGUCCCCUCCCCCUGUCCCCUUUGUCCCCUCUGUGUCCGGUUUCUGUCGCCAGUUCUUGCUCCGUGGUGGCCCCGUGCGGGUCAAAGCCCCGGGGCUUUGCUGCUCCUGUCCCUCCUGGGGGAAACUUCCAGAAAUCCCAGAAAAGGGAGGGAGAGGG